AUGGAUACAACUUCUGUUUGGCAACAUUAUAACAAAACUAAGGAUGGGGGUGUGUGUAAACUUUGUUCCAGACAAAUUAAAGCUGCUGGAGGAAGCACUAGUGGUUUACGCAGUCAUUUAAAGAGUCAGCAUGAAAUAAACUUGUUAAAAAGAGGAAAAUCUAUACCUUCAUCUGAAAUUUCUGGAAAACGCGACAGCCAGCCUUACAAAGAAAUAUCUACAAUUACGUCGUAUUUUAAACAGAUUGUAGAUGAUUCAUUUCCAGCAGUAAUUGCACGUUUGACUGCACUGGACGGUUUGCCAUUUAAUAAGUUUUGCACUUCAGAAGAUUUAAGAAAAUUAUUAAAAGUAAAAGGUUAUAGAGAUAUACCGAAAUCACCAAAUACCAUAAGAAAAAUUGUUUUGGAAUAUUCUAAUAAAAUGCUUCAAGAAGCAAUAAACGAGUUGAAAGAGAAUAAACUUCGGGGAGAAGUGUUUAGUUUGACUUUCGAUGAAUGGACAUCGGUAAAAAACCAUCGCUUCAUGAACAUAAACGUCCAUACAAAGGAUGCCUUUUGGAACUUAGGAUUAGCUCGGGUUCAUGGAUCCAUGCCAGCGGAAAAAUGCGUGGAGAUUUUGAACAAAAAGCUUAGUGAGUUUCAACUUGGUUUUACAAACAUUGUAUCAAUUACUACAGACGGUGUUUCAGUAAUGAAAAAAGUGGGAAAAUUGUUAGAUCCACACCACCAAUUAUGUAUAGCACAUGGCAUACAAUUAGCCGUAAUUAAAGUAUUAUACAACAAUAAAACUGAUUUACACGAAGCUAAUAAAUUACGUGACGAAAAUAUCGAUGAAGAUAGUGAGUCCGACACAGGUAAUGAAUCUGAUUCCGAAUAUUCCGAUAAUGAGGAAAAUGAAAUUUUCCACGAUGAUUUUGAAAUUGAAUACGAAGCUGGUGGAACCAUCGAUCAAGCUCUGCCAGUGCCAACUUUCUUAUCAAAUAUUGAAUUAAAUGGUUUAAUUACAAAAAUUCGAAAAGUCGUUAAAAUUUUUCGCAAAUCACCGACUAAAAAUGAUAAGAUUCUACAAAAACAUGUAAAAGAAGAAUUUAAUAAGGAAUAUUCUUUAAUACUCGACUGCAAAACAAGAUGGAACAGUUUGUUAGCAAUGCUGGAAAGAUUUGAAAUGUUAAGAAAUUGCAUCAGAAAGAGCUUAAUAGACAUUAAAUCAGAAAUAAACUUCACAGAAGAUGAACUUGAGUUACUAUCUAGUACAAUUUUAGCAUUGCAACCGGUAAAAGCUGCAGUAGAGCAAUUAUGUUGCGAAGAUGCAAAUCUUUUUAUAGCUGAUAUUACCUUAAAAUUCAUGAUUGAUGAGCUUACAAGUCAAAACACAGUUUUAAGUAUUGAACUGAAAGAAGCAUUGUUAGAUCGUAUAAAAGAGAGACGGACCAUUUAUUCUGAUGUUCUUCAGUACCUGCAUAAUCCGUUUCCUGAGGAAUCCAGGGGUGAAGAUUAUGGAGUAUUUAAUAAAACCAGCGAAUCUUCAAUAAGAAAUGCAAUAGUGGAAGUAAUUGGGCGGAUUCCAAAACAAAACCUAGAAGAGUCAUCAGAAAAUACAAAUAGCAUUGACCUCGAUGAUUCCUCUGAUUCUGAUAUUUCUGAUGAGGAUAACAUCCCCCUCAGUCGGGUUUUGGGCCCAUCAACAUCAAAAUCGGUUAAUGCUGCAUUGUCGAUUAAAGAGAAACUUCAACUAGCGAUAAGAAAAAAAAUUGAUAUAAACAGUACUCUUUCAAUUAGAAGACAGCAGAAGCCUAACAGUGUUCAUCAAUGUGUGAAAACAGAAAUGCAAUAUUUUCGGAAGGAAGGAAUUCAGGGGAAAUACCUAAAAAUGGCUUUCGCAGCACUCAUGACAACUCGGCCUACUAGUGUGGAGUCCGAAAGAGCCUUUUCUGCGGCAGGAACAAUUUGUACUAAGAUUAGGUCGCGGCUAAGUGAUAAUAGUAUUGAUAAGCUGUGUUUUCUCAGGGCCUUUUUUAUUAAACAAAAAAAAUCGAAACAGUCGUUGGAGAAGUAA
Phaedon cochleariae (mustard beetle) is the source of this 2055-nucleotide messenger RNA. The record is from the annotation of a GenBank genome assembly. Lineage: Eukaryota; Metazoa; Arthropoda; Insecta; Coleoptera; Chrysomelidae.